GUCUGCACUGUAGAGCAAACACUGAUUUAUGUGAAUAUCCUCUUUUAACCUGCAUUGCUUAAUAGGAAAUAGAGUCAUCUACAUAUUACUUCCAUAUUUUAGAAGUUCUUAAGUGAAGAAAAGUGUCAAAAAAACAGAAGCACAAGUGACACCAAAUGAACACCAUAAUGUCUUGCUGGACUUUUUAUUUCUUUGCUAUUUGGCUGGCUUUGGACACCAUGGCAUAUGUAAUGCAGUACUACACUCCUGGGAUGACAGCGACUCUGCCCUGUACAAUAGUGCCCACCGUCCAGGAUGCUACUUUCACCUGGGUUUUCAGUCAGACAUCAACAGCAACCGCAGUUAUCAUAGCAGAAGGAGGAAAAAUAAAACAGAAUGAGACUAAGAGAGCAAAGAAACUGGAGCUGCUCCAAAACUCAACUCUGAAGAUACAAAAUGCACAGCCUGAGGAUGCGGGGCUCUACACUUGUGAGAUGUAUAAAGAUGGCAAAGGUGAUCGCAUUAAGUUCACAAGUAUUUCUCUUAUCCUCCUAAAAAUUACAGCCUCACCUGAUACACAUCUGCACAGAGGGUCCCUGCUGACACUGACCUGCUGUCUGACCAGCUAUGACCCCUGCGCAUCUUUAAGACAUAACCAGCAUUCAUGGACUGAUGACCAGGGAGCUCCUCUAACAGGAGACAGAUACAGGAUCUCAGCUCAAGCUCAGUGCUGCCUGCAACUGUCUACAGAACUACUUAACUCUGAUCAGAAGAGAAGCUGGAGAUGUGACGUCACUGUAAAUGGGAAGACUGAAGGAUCAGCGAGCUACCUGUCCACACUGGAAGAUGGAGUAGUGGCAACAACAAAGCAAACCACAGUGGCGAGAUUGACAAAACCUACUCAUCAAAUUACAGACAGCAAAGGGUCUAUUAAUAAAGGUGAUCCAAGAAGCCCACCAACACCAGUCUCAGCAAUAGCUGCAUCAGCGGUAUCAGUUCUGGUCAUAAUGGCCUUGGUCAUCCUUAUUGUGUACCUGAAAAAAAGAAAACGAGGGCAGAUACUGAACACAGCCAAUCACCAUGAUUCAUCCAUCCGUGGCUGUGAUGUUAAUGAUCAAGAGCAAACAUUUGAGUCCAACCAGCAAGAACAACCAGAUGUAUCAUCCAAGCAGGCAAUGGACACUCAGGAUUUCCCUGGAGACAGUUAUGCCACCUUACAAUUUCACUCAAAGAAGACCCCUAAAGCUGUAAAACCACAAGCAGAGAAUGAAGAAGGUACCAUCUAUUCUUAUGUCCGGACUGCCAGAUAAAAAAGAGAGAACCCCAACUAUCUUGGCAAACAGCAUAUAUUGUGGACUGGAUUGUAAAUCAGGGAUGUUCUGUACCAAGUGACACUUACUUUGUAGACAUUUUCCAAAAGUGAAAAACAGAAAGUUUGUUGAAAAAAAGUAUAAUAAUGUAAUAAUAAUAAUAAAGAUGUUAAUGAA
Messenger RNA from Erpetoichthys calabaricus (reedfish), 1466 nucleotides. RefSeq lists its product as uncharacterized. Gene Ontology annotation, cellular component: membrane raft; external side of plasma membrane. Gene Ontology annotation, molecular function: protein tyrosine kinase binding; MHC class II protein binding. Gene Ontology annotation, biological process: T cell activation; positive regulation of ERK1 and ERK2 cascade; interleukin-15-mediated signaling pathway. The transcript is spliced from 7 exons. NCBI's taxonomy places the organism in Eukaryota, Metazoa, Chordata, Cladistia, Polypteriformes, Polypteridae. Bases 156 to 1289 code for a protein of 377 amino acids. The record is from RefSeq and is a predicted model, not a curated record.